UGGAAGCAGAGUUUAUAAAAGAACACACCGGGAGCAUGAAGGCUGUUGGUGUCAAGCGCAUAUCUGCUGUUAAACUCCUGCUCACAAGGAUCCGUGCUGAUCUGGAGGAACACGAAGACCACCAGGAGAUGAGUUUGUGGGCUGCUGUGCCCUAAUAAGAGGACGCUUACUGUAGAGUAGACUUGAUGGAAUUAGAAUCAGGACGCGGCUCAUGCUGAGUGACCCAAACAUCUACUUUUACUAAGUACAGUCUCUUGGUUUAUUUUAUCUCUCUCUCUCUCAGUGGCCAUGAGCGGAGUGAACUUACUCGGGUCGUUGGUUUUAUGCGCUUUGUUUUUGCCGCUUUCUGAGCCGAGUGGCCAGCUGCUGAAGUGCCACGAAGUGCGCUCAUCCUUCCAGACUCUGCACCCCGGCACCAAGUGGGCUCCGGAAACACCGGUCUCAGGCUCAGACCUGCAAGUGUGCCAGUCGAAAGGCCUCACUUGCUGCUCUCGCAAAAUGGAAGAGCGUUACCUCCUCACCGCCAAACAGAAUUUAGAGUCGAAUCUGCAGGCCAGCAGCGCCCAGCUCAAACUCCUCAUCAUCCAGAAUGCGGCCCUCUUUCAAGAGGCCUUUGACAUGGUGUUGCGCUUGGGCCGUAACUCUACUCUCACCCUGCUGAGGGAGGAGUUCCCAGGCUUGGGUAGUGGAGCCAAUGGUGCUGCAACUCAACUCUUCCUGGAAAUGUCCCUAUACAUCCUUGGCUCUGAUGCCAACGUGAACGACAUGGUGACCUCCUUCUUCUCACGCCUCUUCCCUCUUGCCUAUCGCCGCCUCUUGGGCAAUGGGGCAGCAGCAGGAAUCUCAGAUGAGUGCAUGCACAGGUUGUGGCGUGAGGUGUCGGCAUUCAGCUCUUACCCUAAGCUAAUGAUGACUCGCCUCUCACGGUCACUGCUGGCCACGCGUCUCUUCCUUCAGGCGCUGAACCUGGGCAUCGAGGUGGUGAACACCACGCAGCACCUGAAGGCGGGACGGGAGUGCGGCCGGGCACUGCUCCGCCUGUGGUACUGUCCAUUGUGCCAAGGGCUGAUGGAGGCGCGACCAUGCAAGGCAAUGUGCCUUGUAACUAUGGGAACCUGUCUUGGGGGAGCAGCCGAGGUGCAGCCACACUGGAGAGCCUACGUAGACGGACUGGGCACUUUGGCAGCUGCCAUGAGAGGAGAGCAGGACAUUGAGGCGGUGGUGCUCAGGCUGCACGUCAUCAUCCGGAUGGCUCUCAGACAUAUUGUGGGGGCCAAGAGCAAAGUGAAUGCACAGGUGAGCAGCAUGUGUUCACACACCCCCCAGCGCAGGGCUCGUGCAGUGACAUCACCGGUGGAGCGGGCUCUAGUCAUUCAACCCGUCAACUUUGAUCCUGAUGAGACUCUUUCUGGACAACGCAGAGAGUUUAUCCAGAGUCUGAGGGGCUUCAGUUUCUUCUAUGCUAAUCUUGGGGAGACUCUGUGCAGCCGCGAGCCAGCGGCACUCAACGGCUCCCUCUGCUGGAACGGGCAGGAGAUGACAGACAAGUUUUCAGGUCCAGGGCCGAAGAGGAGCCAGUCUCAUGGAUCGGACACCAAACACAAGCACCCCGAACCUGUCAUCAGCCAAAUCAUUGACAAACUCAAACACAUCAACCAGCUGUUACGGAUGGUGACGUCACCGGAGAAGCGGUGGAGGGCUCGGCCAGGAGGGGGCGCCGCACGAAGAGAUCCAGACCGAAUGAACCAAGGGGUGGAAGAUGAGGAAGGUCUAGAAAGUGGGGACUGCGAUGAUGAAGACGACUGCACUGGAGUUUCGGGACUCGGUCCACCCACACGACGCAAACGUUUACGUAUUUUUGCAGAUUUGGCAGAUAAUUUGGCAAUGGAUGACUUGACCUUUCACGAGUUGCUCCUGACCCCGAGACUUGCCACAGACACGCAUGCCGGAGCGUCUGUACCUGGAGCGGCAGACGGGCUGCGUGUCCCUGCUCGUGUCUUCUUUCUAUUCGUCAUCCUCCUUCUCUUUGGAUUUCAGUGAACCCUCCAAUCUGUUUUACACAGACUCCACUCAAGAAUUCCUCUCCAUCGACUCCUGACUGUCGUUUAAACCGGCCAGUGAGUUUUAAAGGACAUCGCAGCUGACCCUUUGUACAUAUAUUGAAAGAUGACCUAGAGUGAAGACAGAAAACUCUUUCUCCCUUUGUGUGUGCAAUCUCUGCUGUUACUUAAUGAACGUCUGGGUUGUUUUUUUUUGGACUUCUACAAGGAUCUGUUCAGUUGCUAAACCAUUAAAGAUGUACUCUCCCAGAGCAUGACAAAUACAACACGUAUCCUAACUGUAUCCCUUUGUGCUUUUAUCUCACAGUACAGUCAUCUGUUUUACAUGGGAUAUCAUUUGCUUUCUGGUGUUUUACACAUGGCUUUACACAAAGAACAGAGCUUCCUGUAGGUAAAGAACCUAACCGUCUUUUUCUUUCUUCUAAAUGUCAUGCUUUUGUAAUUUAUUGGACUUUCCAGAGGAGGAAGACUGUGACUAAUGGGGUCUGGGGAAAAGUAGUGCUUCUCUAGUGGACACGGGGUCUGUCUGAUGCCUGGACAUGAUCACACACAUACACACCACAUUGCAUCCUAAUUCUGCCACUCAUUUCCUCUGUAGUAAAUGAUCCUUGCAGGAGAUCAAGGGAUUGGUAUGUCGUUGUGAAACCUUCUCACUGCAGGGUGACACCAGUUGAAUGUUACUUGGAGAGAUAACAGUGUAUUAGAAUGGUAACUUUCCCUUUUAGAGUCAUACUAUCUUUUCUUCCAUCCGUCACUCUCUGUUUGCUUUUUCUCUCGUUGGUGACAUGUAUUUCACUCGUUCUCUUUCUCUGUAUCCUCGUCUGUCUCUCUGACUCUCGCAGUGACAGGCCAUGUCAUAUUUAGGUGUGUAUUGUAGCUGGAUGAUUAAAGAUAUGGCCCAUGUGGA
Ictalurus punctatus (channel catfish) is the source of this 2967-nucleotide messenger RNA. It is a transcript of the gene gpc3, whose product is annotated as glypican 3. Lineage: Eukaryota; Metazoa; Chordata; Actinopteri; Siluriformes; Ictaluridae. Gene Ontology annotation, biological process: positive regulation of canonical Wnt signaling pathway; cell migration; regulation of protein localization to membrane. The record is from RefSeq and is a predicted model, not a curated record. The transcript is spliced from 8 exons. The coding region runs from base 289 to 2040 and encodes 583 amino acids. Gene Ontology annotation, cellular component: extracellular region; plasma membrane; cell surface.